UGGCACUUUCCCGCCGAUCCCUUUGACGAUUUUUUUGUCUCUCUGACUCGCAAUCAAGAACCCUCCUUCUUCUUUUUUUUUUUUCUCGGUGAUCGGCAAAACCCUAAAUUCCCUAAUGGAGCUCCGUUCUCGUAAAAGGCUCUCCGGCGCCGAUUCCGAUGGGAUUGAGCAGCGUGAGGAGGGUGGGAAUAGCGAGAGCAGUGGGAGCUCUGAUGAGGAAAUCUAUAUGCCCAUUUCUUCGGAUUCGUCUUCGGCGUCUGAUAGUGAAGGUGAAGAUAACCAACAGAAUGAGGAGGUGACUAUUAACUUAAACGAUAGACCAAAGGGCAAAUGGAAGGAGCCUUUGCGAAAAAAGGGGAAGGUCGAGCAAAAGAAGAAAAGAGAACGACCAAGUUCGGAAGAGGAAGUAGUGGAUUAUGGUAGUUUUGAUGAAUUACAAUUGACUCCACAAAAAGCAGUUGAAAUCGACUUUCUUGGCUUGACAAGGAGAAUCAAGAAAAAGAAGUCAAGAUCUGGUGGGCGAAAGCCAAUUCUAAUGUGGAAUGUCUGGGAAGAGGAGCAUGAUAAAUGGAUUGAUGAGAAUUUAUCAGAAGAUUUUGAUCUCGAUAUUCAGAAUAAUGUGGUAAAUGAAGUUUCUGAGACACCGUCUGAUUUGAUUAUGCCUCUGCUGAGGUAUCAGAAGGAGUGGUUGUCCUGGGCUCUGAGACAGGAAGAGUCUGAAACUAGAGGAGGAAUCCUUGCAGAUGAGAUGGGAAUGGGGAAGACUAUACAAGCGAUUGCACUUGUACUUGCUAAACGGGAGAUCAACUGGACAUGUUAUGAACCAGGAUCCUCUACAGGCUUGCCUCACAUUAAAGGAACCCUUGUAGUUUGUCCUGUGGUUGCUGUAAGCCAGUGGGUAAGUGAGAUAGAGCGCUUUACUUCAAAAGGAAGUACAAAGAUCCUGGUGUAUCAUGGAGCCAAUAGAGAAAAGAGUUCCAAACAGUUCUUGGAGUAUGAUUUUGUCAUUACAACGUACUCCAUUGUUGAGGCUGAUUAUAGGAAGCAUGUGAUGCCUCCCAAAGAAAAGUGCCCAUAUUGUGGGAAGUUGUUUUAUGAGACAAAAAUGUCUAUCCACUUGAAAUACUUUUGUGGGCCUAAUGCUAUCAGAACUGAGAAGCAGUCUAAGCAACAAAGGAAAAAGCAUCUGCCAUCAAAGAAGACAUGCGAGUCUUCUAAAGAAAAGAUCAGUGGAAGUUCGGGCACGAAGAAAGGCGCUCGCAGAAAAGGAUCAAAGCUGGAGAAAGAUGAUGAUAUGGAUUCAGAAGAUGUUGUACGGGACAUGAACAAAAAGAAUUCGGUUUUGCAUGCUGUGAAGUGGAACCGGAUCAUUUUGGAUGAGGCACAUUAUAUAAAAUCUAGGCGUUGCAAUACUGCAAAAGCUGUUCUUGCUUUAGAGUCUACAUAUAAAUGGGCUCUAAGCGGCACACCCCUUCAGAAUCGUGUUGGAGAACUUUACUCAUUGGUCCGCUUCUUGCAAUUAGUCCCAUACUCAUAUUACUUGUGUAAGGACUGUGACUGCAGAACUCUUGAUCAUAGUUCCACACCACAAUGUUCGAAUUGCCCUCAUAGUUCUGUUAGACAUUUUUGUUGGUGGAAUAAAAAUGUGGCCACACCAAUACAAUUAUUUGGAAAUGCAUAUAAUGGAAAAAGAGCCAUGAUAUUGCUAAAACACAAGAUCUUAAAGAACAUAGUGCUGCGACGAACUAAAAAGGGAAGGGCUGCUGACCUUGCACUUCCUCCUCGAAUUGUUUCAUUGAGGAAGGAUACCUUGGAUAUCAAAGAACAAGAUUACUAUGAGUCAUUAUAUACAGAUAGUCAGGCAUUAUUUAACACAUAUGUUGAUGCGGGAACUCUUAUGAAUAAUUAUGCUCACAUCUUUGAUCUUCUCACACGCUUGCGACAGGCUGUUGAUCAUCCUUACCUUGUUGUGUAUUCUGCAACUGCUGCUUUAAGAAAUGGAAACAAGGCUAAUAUUGAUAACACUGAGAAAAUCUGUGGCAUUUGUCAUGAUCCAGCAGAAGAUCAAGUGGUUACUGCUUGUGAACAUGUCUUUUGCAAGGCAUGCUUAAUUGAUUUUUCUGCUUCCCUGGGACAAGUUUCAUGCCCUUCAUGCUCAAAAUUGCUUACUGUGGAUCUGACUACAAGUGUGGGUGCUGGUAAUCAGACUACUAAAACUACCAUCAAGGGUUUUAGAUCCUCAAGCAUUUUGAACAGAAUUCAGCGUGAGAAUUUUCAGACUAGCACAAAAAUAGAGGCUUUGAAAGAAGAAAUCAGAUUCAUGGUUGAAAGAGAUGGUUCUGCAAAGGGAAUUGUUUUUAGCCAGUUCACAUCAUUCUUGGAUCUCAUUCACUACUCCUUGCAAAAGUCGGGUGUCAACUGUGUUCAGUUGGUUGGAAGCAUGACCAUGUCUGCGAGGGAUACUGCUAUAAAGAGAUUCACUGAGGAUCCAGAUUGCAGAAUUUUCUUAAUGAGCUUGAAAGCCGGAGGUGUUGCUCUUAAUCUUACAGUCGCAUCACAUGUUUUCUUGAUGGACCCAUGGUGGAAUCCAGCUGUGGAGCGGCAAGCACAAGAUAGAAUCCACCGGAUAGGGCAGUACAAACCGAUCAGAAUUGUGAGAUUUGUAAUUGAGAACACAAUAGAGGAAAGGAUUUUGAAGCUACAGGAGAAGAAGGAACUAGUGUUUGAGGGCACCAUUGGUGGUUCUACAGAGGCUCUCGGGAAAUUGACUGAAGCUGACUUGAAAUUCUUGUUUGUCACCUAAGCAGAUGACCCCAAGAUGAUGCAAAGAGUUUUUGGUAUAUUAAGUUAUUAACUGUAUCAAAAAAGAGCUCAAAUGCAGGGCCUCGCCGAGUCUCUUAAUAUUACAUUGUCACCUGCAGUAGGUUCUUGAGAUGUAAAAUAGCUACAGCUGAAAAUUAAGGAACAAAAAUUUUGUGAGGCCUCAGUUUCAAGAGCCUCGUUCCAAGUUUC
Rosa rugosa (rugosa rose) is the source of this 3012-nucleotide messenger RNA. Its product is annotated as DNA repair protein RAD16. Bases 116 to 2803 code for a protein of 895 amino acids. The transcript is spliced from 16 exons. The record is from RefSeq and is a predicted model, not a curated record. Lineage: Eukaryota; Viridiplantae; Streptophyta; Magnoliopsida; Rosales; Rosaceae. Gene Ontology annotation, molecular function: ATP-dependent chromatin remodeler activity; ATP binding.